ACGUAUCUCAUGGAGUCGCUGGUUUACAACGGAACAUGGCGGGCGCGUUCUAGAUGAAAAAUAAUUAUUGUAUCGUGUAUUGAAUGUAAAAAUGGAUGUUGAAAGUGAUUUGAAAAAUGGCCGUUACUUGUGUCCGCUGACGUACACGGAUCUUGGUUUCAGUGUUAAGGGCAGGUGGCUCUUUUCAAGGAAGAGAAAAGAUAAUGAUUUACAAAUUAUUCUUAAGGAUGCUUGUGGGGCGAUUCGGCCAGGUCGCCUUACAUUCAUACUUGGACCCUCAGGGGCUGGAAAGUCUACGCUACUGAAAAUAUUAGCCGGCAGAAAGAAAUCUGGCGUGACCGGAUCUCUGCAAGGAGUUUCCCGGAAUGUAGUCUUGGUGCCACAACACGUGACACUUAUAGACACUCUCACUGUGAAAGAGACAAUGCAAUUCGCUGCUUCAUUGAAACUAUCUCGUGCUAGUUAUCAAGAACAAUGUAAUGCUAUAGAAAGAAUAUUAAAACAAUUAGGCAUCCAUGAUGUCUUGAAUACGAGAGCCGGUCGACUGUCGGGGGGAGAACGCAAAAGGCUCACCGUUGCCUGUGAGCUUCUCACGGAUCCAUCAAUUAUGUUACUCGAUGAACCGACAAGCGGUCUAGACUCCGUAUCUUCAAUGUCAGUAGCGAGGGCUCUAAAAACAGUAGCACAAAGUGGAAGAACAGUGGCAUGUGUGAUACACCAGCCUUCUUCUCAACUGUUCACAUCUGCUGAUGACGUAAUUCUAAUGGCUAAUGGCAGGACAUUAUACGCUGGCGCCGUUACGGAUGUACCAGAACUGAUAAGGAAAUCUGGUUUCGUGUGCCCACUCUAUUACAACUUGGCCGAUUACCUUUUAGAAAUUGCAAGCGGGGAACAUCCUGGUAAUCUAACAAAUCUAGAAACUAGUACAAAAACUUAUGCACUGGAAAUAAAAAGAAAUGCAGAAAAAGAUACUCAGGAAAGAAGUGAAAAGGAUAACUCAACAGAAGCUGAAGCCUUAUUACACAGAAAAGUUCAGCCCGACAAUCAUUACGAGGCAGGAUUUGUGCAACAACUACGGUCGCUUCUUUGGAGGGGCUACUUGGGAGCUCUUAGGGACAUUCAUUUAACGCAGAUACGGAUUUUAACCCAUUUCGUGGUGGCGUUAUUGUUGGGUGCUUUGUAUCAAGGCGCCGGUGCAGAGGCGAGCCGUAUGAUUUCAAAUACAGGAUGUCUAUUCUUUUUCUUACUAUUUUUAUAUUUCUCAAACGCAAUGCCCACAAUACAUACUUUCCCAGUGGAAUCAACCGUGGUACUUCAGGAACAUCUCAACAAAUGGUAUUCCCUAUCAACGUAUUGCAUCACAAAAGUUAUAGUGGAUCUGCCUAUUCAGCUACUUUGCGCAACGAUAUUUGUUUUACCGGCGUGGUACUUAACUUCUCAGCCACUUGAACCAUAUAGACUCAUUUUGGCAUGGAGUAUUUGCACCCUCCUGACAAUCCUAGCUCAAACUUUUGGCCUAGUAGUCGGAGCUGCGUGUGGAGUUAAGCUCGGUCUUUUCGUGAUUCCUGCUGCCAACAUCCCCAUGUUAAUGUUUUCUGAAUUCUUUAUCCCCUACCACGAAAUGCCAUCUUAUUUACAGCCGUUCGCUUUAAUGUCCUACUUCCGUUACUCUUUUGAUGCAUUCAUGCAAACCGCUUACGGCUUCGGUCGCAAGAACUUACCUUGCAACAAAAUAUUUUGUCUAUUCAAGCAACCUGACAAAUAUCUUGACUACUUGGGCCUUCAGCAAAACUUCUCAAAUGAUGUUAUAGCACUUGUUAUUUGGAUUGUUUUAUUAAAAAUAUCAUUGAUUUGUGUUUUAAAAUACAGAGUCUUCAAAGCUUGUCGAUAACAUUAGUAAUAUUAUAACAACUUUUAAAAGAGUUUAAUGUAUUAAAUUUGGUUGGUAUAAGGUGUAAAGAUAAAAUAGUUUGUAAGUUGAAGAGUUAUUGUAUAUGACUUGAUGUAUUCGUUAUAAAAAAAAAUCUCAUAAAAUAACAAACGAUAUUAAAAAAAAUAAAAGUAUUCAUUUUA
Messenger RNA from Danaus plexippus (monarch butterfly), 2073 nucleotides. Its product is annotated as ATP-binding cassette sub-family G member 1-like. Gene Ontology annotation, molecular function: ATP binding; ABC-type transporter activity; ATP hydrolysis activity. The record is from RefSeq and is a predicted model, not a curated record. Bases 92 to 1891 code for a protein of 599 amino acids. The transcript has 11 exons. Lineage: Eukaryota; Metazoa; Arthropoda; Insecta; Lepidoptera; Nymphalidae. Gene Ontology annotation, cellular component: plasma membrane.